This is a messenger RNA of Dictyostelium purpureum, 2622 nucleotides long. RefSeq lists its product as uncharacterized. The coding region runs from base 1 to 2622 and encodes 873 amino acids. The record is from RefSeq and is a predicted model, not a curated record. The transcript has 3 exons. Lineage: Eukaryota; Evosea; Eumycetozoa; Dictyosteliales; Dictyosteliaceae.
AUGGAGUCAGGUGGUAAUGUUGAUAAUAUUAGUAAUGGAAUAGGAGGUGGCUCAAAUUAUGGAUCAUACAGUGCAGGAUCACCGUUACCUUUACCAAACCUUCAAGAUUUAUUCAGUAUCGAUACUAAAUGCCAAAGUCAAUAUUUACAAUCAAAAAUUAGUACCAAUUAUGAUUCUGUUAAACAAUCACUAAAAGAAGCAACAGAAAAAAAAAACUCAUCAAAAAUUUAUACAUCACUCCAAAAUUUAACCUAUUAUAAAAUAGAAAAAGAUUUACUAGAAACCAUUCUCCAAAUUAUAAAUAUUACAGAUGAUAAGAAAACAUUACGUUUAGCAUAUUACUUUUUAGGUGAAAUUUCACAAUAUAAACAUUUAAUUAAUAACUCAGCCGAAAUUAAAAAUAUACAAACAAUAUUUAAUAAAGAAAUGCAACAUAAAGAUAUAUCUAGAAAAGUAGUAUCACUUAAAACCACAGCUUUAGUUGCACCAAAUGAUGUUUUAGUAGAUUCAAAUAUUUUGGAAACCAUUUCUGGAAUUUUAAGAAAAGUAGGUGAAGAUGUAGAUAAGACUCAAAAGAAAAAAGGAUUUUUCUCAAGGGCAACAUCAGAUUUAGGUAGAGAAAGAUCAUUGUUACAAUACUCAUGUUUUGUAGCAUGUAGAAAUAGAUUUAAGAACAACCCAACAUUAUUUAUGCCAAUCGUUGAAGGUAUUAAAUGUUCAGAUCCAGUAGGUGCAAGACACUCAGUAUCAUUAACAUUUGACUAUGCGCUAGAGAAUCCAUCAACUGUUUCAGCCACAACAAAAAGAUUUAUUCCUCUUUUAAAAGCCAAUAAAGGCAAAGAAGCAGUAUAUUUAGUCGACCCAUUUGCAAGAAGAAAUUUUAUAAAGCUAUGUGGACAUUUAGGCACAACACCAGAAAAUAAAGAUUUCUUCCAAAGUAUUUGUCAAAGUGUAAUGGACUCUCAUUUAUCAGUAUCAUUUUGGGCAAUUAGUACACUAUGUAAAUUUUCAUGGCCAACCUUAGAAUCUGCUCAUAUUGAAGCCAUACAAUAUGAUGCUGAAAUGCCACACUAUGAAUCAUUAGCAUUCCAAUGCUCAUUGGUUGUUGGUAUUUGUAAUAAAAUGAAAGCUGGGUUUUCUAUUCACAGUGCUGGUGCAUCGUCUUCUUCAUCAAGUGUUAUUGGUGGUAGCAGUAUUGGUGCCUCAUCAUCUUCCUCUUCCUCAUCUCAACAACAAAUUUUACAACAACAACAACAACAGCAAUUACAACAACAACAACAACAGCAAUCCAAUCCAUUCCUUCAUUUAGCUUGUAAAUUAAUAUCAGCACUCUCUCAAUCAUUUGUAAAAUAUUCCUAUCCAAAAGAUCCAAAAACCCAACAACCAAUUGUUGGUGAUUGGAGUUUUGAUGAAAAGCUUUUCAAUAGUCAAUCGGUCUAUCCAUAUCAUCAUAAUCAAUCUCCAUUUACUGGAACACCAGUAAACUAUUUAUCUGCCAAUGGACCUACAAUUCUUCAAAGCUCCUCCACUCAAGGUAAUACAAAUAGUGUUGCUCCAACUCAAAACAAUGUUAAUUUAAACUUACCAAAUGGUAUUACCUCUGCUAAUAUUACUGCUGCAUCAUUCCCAACAUCAACAUCAUCAUCAUCAAAAGAUACUCAUCCAUUUUCAAGUUUAACUCCAUUAAUUUUAAAUCUUUUAAAUAUUACCCCAAGUAUUUCAAUUAGAAUUCAAGCAUUAAAAGCAUUAGUUUGGUUAUGUCCCUCCAAUUUAGAGCAGUCAAAGCUUUAUCUUGAAGCAUUUAGAACUCAAAUCCGUGAUCCAUAUCAUCCAACCCAUUUAUUUAAAGAACUAUUCCUCGAACUUUACAAGAGAAUCAUUGCCUCACCAAUACUCUCACCAAUGUUAUUAGCUCUUAUUUACGAUUGGAUCGAUAUUAUUCCAUAUAAAACAGAUGUUAAUUUAAUCGUAGAAAUUUGGAAAACCAUUGUAGAUUUUGGUAAAGUUGCAAGAGAGAAACUUUUACAAUCAAUCUUUAAGAUUCUCGAUCGUUCAGUACACCCAGACUUCCGUGUUGUUUCUCUAGAAAUUCAAAAAGAAAUUAUUAAAUUUUUAGGUGAUUUUUCGAAUACCAUCACCUACGAAAACCCAUAUCGUUAUGAAAGUAUUAAACAAAAUCGUUCAGGUGCCAAUCAAUCAAACUCAACCUCAAAUAUGUCUUUAAAUUCAAUCAUUCUACGUCUCGAAGAAUAUGCUAUCUUUAGUCCAUGGCAAAUUAGAAUGGAGGCUGUAGAUGCAUUAGCCAAAAUUGCUUUCCUCUCCUCGACUGUUGUAAAAAUACACAUCUAUAACUUUUUAAAUAGUGCACCAAAUGAAUCCCAUGGUUGGACUUGCGUUAAGUCAAAUACCUCAAUCAUUAUCAAUACAAUCGAUCAACUUUUAACACUUAGAGCCAAAUGGUUACCUCAAUUAAAAGGCACCUCGUUAUCAACAAACCAAAUUAGAGAAUUAAAAAAUGAUCAUACAAACCUUUGUUUACAAAUUGGUUUGUUCUUUGAUCAACUAUCUUCCGACUAUUUACCUCUAGGUAUCGAAUCUAAAAAUUUAAUUUUUUCAAAAUAA